Messenger RNA from Knipowitschia caucasica, 3027 nucleotides. NCBI's taxonomy places the organism in Eukaryota, Metazoa, Chordata, Actinopteri, Gobiiformes, Gobiidae. The record is from the annotation of a GenBank genome assembly.
AUGGCGGCACAUACAGACCGAGGAGUCCCUCUGAGCACUCUUUCCCCUAAAUAUCUCCACACCAACUCCACCAGCCACACAUGGCCCUUCAGUGCCAUCGCUGAACUUAUUGAUAAUGCAUAUGAUCCAGAUGUUAACGCCCAGCACUUCUGGAUUGAUAAAACUGUGGUCAAUAAGCAGGAUUGCCUGAGCUUUAUGGACGAUGGCAAUGGACUGGACUACCAUACUAUGCACAAGAUGUUAAGCUUCGGCUAUAGUGACAAAGUUGCUCUUAAGGGCGUCCAACCAAUUGGCAUCUAUGGAAAUGGAUUCAAGUCUGGCUCUAUGCGGCUCGGGAAAGAUGCAAUUGUGUUCUCCAAAUCCGAAACUACAAUGUGUAUUGGAAUGCUCUCACAGACUUACCUUCAGGAGAUUGGUGCUGAACAGAUCCGUGUGCCUAUUGUGUGCUUUGAGCAGAGUGGGAAAAACAUCUUUGUAAAGGAGGAGCACAAAGCCAGCCUCCAGGACAUACUCUGCUAUUCUCCCUUUAGAACGCAAUCUGACCUGCUCACUGAGAUAAAUGCCAUAGGUCCUUCAUGGUCGAGCACGAAAACAGGGACGCGGAUCAUAAUAUGGAAUCUCCGCAGAACUUCACAAGGUGGACUGGAGAUUGAUUUUAAUUAUGACCGUUAUGAUGUACGAAUGCCAUCGGAUGUCUACUUGGAAAUGAGUGACAUUUCGCACAUCCCUGAAAGUCUCUACUCACUUCGGGCCUACUGCAGUAUUCUCUACCUGAAGCCUCGAAUGCAGCUCAUGAUACGUGGUAAAAAAGUGAAGUCUCAGCUCAUUGCAAAAAGCCUUGCCCACAGUAGAAAGGACCACUACAAGCCAAGUUUCUAUAACAAACGAAUUCCAAUUACUUUUGGGUACAACACAAAAAGUAAGGAUCAAUAUGGCAUGAUGAUGUACCAUAAAAAUCGACUAAUUAAAGCGUAUGAACGUGUGGGGUGCCAACUCAAGGCAGACAAAAAAGGGGUCGGUGUCAUUGGCGUCAUAGAGUGCAACUUUCUAGAUCCCACUCACAACAAACAAAGCUUUGAGGAAAACGAUAAAUACAGGAAAACUAUGACCAGUUUGGGAAUCAAACUUGAGGAAUACUGGAAGGAAAUCCGAUUCAGGAGAUCCAAAGAAGAUCCCUCAGGCAUACCAAUAGAAGAUACAAUUAAAAAACCAGACCAAAACUGGGCACAAUGUGACGACUGUUCUCGAUGGCGGAAACUUCCGGAUGGGAUUGACUGCACAAAGCUGCCCGACAAAUGGUUUUGCUAUUUGAAUCCAGAUCCGCAGUUCCGGAGCUGUCAUGUUGAGGAGGAACCAGAGGACUCCGAUGAUGAAAAUAAGCCUUCAUACUGCAAGACUUACAAACAACAAGAAAGGGAGGACAAAAGAUUCGACGAAGGAGAGAAGGUAGAAGAAGCAUGUUCCUCAGAGGCAUCAUUAGAGAAAAGCAUAGACGAGAAAAGAGACCAGGAGCCUACUCCCUCAGAGCCGCCUUUGGAGAAGCUAUGCCCCGAUCCCUCAACACCACUCAGUACAAAUGUGCAGAGAGGCAACACAGAGGCAGAGAAAGAUCAGAAGCAAAGACAACGGCAACAAUUGGAGGCUCAUGUCAAACGAGAAACGGAGGCUAUUCUACGACAGCUGCAACAAACUAAUAAAUCUGCGUCUUCCACUCCAACCACACCAAAAAGCAGCGUGAACCCACAUGCAAUACAAGGCGGCUCUCCCCUCACGCCUUCCUCUAUCUCACAAGCUGCCUGCAGUCCGUCCACCAGCAAUGGUCUUCCGGUUAUUUCUAAUGUAUGCUCUCUGGCUGCGAUGUUAAAUGGGAAAAGGCAGCAGUCUUACUCUCCAAACUCUCCAAAUGUUCCACCCAAAAGACAACGGUUCAAAGCAUCAGAGCAGGUUUUAUCCUUGGAUGCCAGCCCUGCCAGCUCACCCUCAAUCCCCAUUGUUGACAACAGUGAUGAUGAAACGGAUGAUGAUAUUGUCAUUGUGGAGGGUGCCAGCACACCUAAACCUAAUAACAAGGACGUUGAUUUGGUCAAAGUAAAGACUGAGACUGAGAUGGAGUGUGAUGUGAAUCUGCUGCUGGAGUGCAGUGAUGAUGCUGCUGUAGACGAUGCUACAUGCAACACUCCAGCUGAUGAAGAAACUGCCACAGUGUCUAAUAUCACCACACAAACAGAAACCUUUAAAGUCAAAAAGGAGAAGACCAUUCAAAGGAGUACAGAACAAUCAGAAAAUAAUGAUGAAGACCCUCCAGCUUGUUCUAAGGACACUGUCUGUGAGAAAGAUAUGAAGGAGGAGCAGCUCAGUCAGCCUGUGCCCAAUGAAAUGACAGCUGAUCUUGACAUCAGAAAUGAUAAUAUUUGUCCUGCUGCAGCUGAUGAGGAUGAGGAGGAUAGGGAGUCUCCAUCACUGCUUCGUCCUCAUUUUACAGAAAAGCAGGAUGUACAAAACCAAAUGUUGUUGCUCAAACAGGAAAGAGACUCUUUAAAAGAACAGGUUCAGCAGCUUCAGUCCCAGCUGCAGGAGCUAAAAAGUCAAUUUAACAAGUCUCAUAUUAACAUUGAAUUAGAGAAAGAAGAGAUUAAAAAGGAGCGUGAUGAGCCAGAGUCACUGGACUACAAAACCUUGUUUGAGAAGGCCAAGACUAAAAUCAAUGAACUUUUAAAAGAUAAAGAGUCAUUACUGGCAGCUGUACCGGUCAAGCCAACUGAUGAGCAACGUGAGGAAAAGGCCAUUGAUGAGAUUGCUCUCCAAGUGGAUCAUCUAAUGCGGGAACUGGAUGAAUGCAAUAAGGAGAAGGAAAGACUGUCAACACAGCUGAAGUCGACAGAGGAAGAAUUUCAUCAGCACAAACAGACGUCCAAGAAACACCGUCGGAUCCCGGGCCUUCAUCCAGCAAUGAUGCUUUUCAGAAGUUGGUUGCUCUGCGACAGAAUAUUAGACGUCUUCUUGUCAACUAUGUUCCUUUCGAUAUGA